GGGGUUGGCAGGGGACUCGCGGAUAGGGAGCCGGGGAACCCGGGGAUACAGAGCCGGAGGGACCGCGUACCUGCUGCCGCCGAGCCCGGGAGCCAGGAGAAGACGACCGAGUCAUGUGGCUGGAAAUACUCCUCGCCUCAGUGCUGGGCUUUGUCAUCUACUGGUUCGUCUCCAAGGACAAGGAGGAAACUUUGCCACUUGAAGAUGGAUGGUGGGGGCCCGGGGUGAGGCCCACAGCUGGGGAGGACGAGAGCAUCCGCCCGUUCAAGGUGGAAACGUCAGACGAGGAGAUCAAUGAUUUACACCAGAGGAUUGACAAGGUCCGUUUAACCCCACCUUUGGAGGACAGCCGCUUCCACUACGGUUUCAACUCCAACUAUCUGAAGAAAAUCAUCUCCUACUGGCGGAAUGAAUUUGACUGGAGGAAGCAGGUGGAGAUUCUCAACAGAUACCCUCACUUCAAGACUAAGAUUGAAGGGCUGGACAUCCACUUCAUCCACGUGAAGCCCCCCCAGCUGCCCUCCGGCCAGACCCCAAAGCCCUUGCUGAUGGUGCAUGGCUGGCCUGGCUCCUUCUACGAGUUUUAUAAGAUCAUCCCGCUCCUGACUGACCCCGAGAAGCAUGGCCUGAGCAACGAGCUUGCUUUCGAAGUCGUCUGUCCAUCCAUUCCUGGCUAUGGCUUCUCAGAGGCAUCCUCCAAGAAGGGCUUCAACUCAGUGGCCACUGCCAGGAUCUUUUAUAAGCUGAUGCUGCGGCUGGGCUUCCAGCAAUUCUAUGUUCAAGGCGGGGACUGGGGAGCCCUGAUCUGCACCAACAUGGCCCAGCUGGUGCCCAGCCACGUGAAAGGCCUGCACUUGAACAUGGCAUUCAUUUUAAGAAAUUUCUACACCCUGACCCUUCUCCUGGGAUGGCGUUUUGGGAGGCUUUUUGGCUACACCAAGAGGGAUAUGGAGCUGAUGUCCCCCUUGAAGAAGAUUUUCUUCAACUUAGUGAGGGAGACCGGCUACAUGCACAUCCAGAGCACCAAGCCGGACACCGUAGGCUGUGCUCUGAAUGACUCUCCCGUGGGACUGGCGGCCUAUAUUCUGGAGAAGUUUUCUACCUGGACCAAUCCAGAGUUCCGAGACCUGGAGGAUGGAGGCCUGGAGAGGAAGUUCUCCCUGGACGAUCUGCUGACGGGCACGAUGCUCUACUGGACGACAGGCACCAUCACCUCCUCCCAGCGCUUCUACAAAGAGAACCUGAGACUGGACAAUAUGCAUGAGGGGAUAAAGGUCCACGUGCCCACGGGCUUUGCUGCCUUCCCUUGUGAGUUAGUACACGUCCCAGAAAAGUGGGUGAAGUCCAAGUACCCGAAACUCAUCUCUUAUUCCUACAUGCCCCGUGGGGGCCACUUCGCUGCCUUUGAGGAGCCAGAGCUGCUCGCCCAGGACAUCCACAAGUUCGUGGGGCUGCUGGAGCGGCAGUGACCCCGGCGGGGACCGGCUGUCACCUCGCAGGCAGCCCCUGCCCUGGCAUGGCAGGCUUCCUUCUGACACCCGCCCUUUUCCCCGGAAGCCCCCAGUUUCCCAGCCCAGCUCCCAGUUGAAGUGAGGCUGGCAGGGAGGCCCCCUCCCAGUCCUCUGUUGGUGGAGUUGCCCCUUUUCCCAAGAAUGUGCUUGCUUCCGUCCCCUGCCCGUGCUGGGACCCCAUGCUCACCCCUCCACACGCACUCCCCACACACUUUGUUAAGCAACAUGGCUUUGAUUAUAAAUGAUUUUCCUUCUAA
This is a messenger RNA of Balaenoptera acutorostrata (minke whale), 1768 nucleotides long. It is a transcript of the gene EPHX1, whose product is annotated as epoxide hydrolase 1. The record is from RefSeq and is a predicted model, not a curated record. The transcript is spliced from 9 exons. The coding region runs from base 114 to 1469 and encodes 451 amino acids. NCBI's taxonomy places the organism in Eukaryota, Metazoa, Chordata, Mammalia, Artiodactyla, Balaenopteridae. Gene Ontology annotation, molecular function: epoxide hydrolase activity. Gene Ontology annotation, biological process: arachidonate metabolic process; epoxide metabolic process.